AUGUUCGCGAUCUCGGCAUCAUCCCAGAAAUACCUGGGUACUGAAACACGAUUUUGCCAGUCCAGCGUUCAACUGUUUCUUUCGCAAUGUCUUCCUCAAUGGUCGUCUCUUGACCCUAGAUCAUGGGUCGCAUUGCUAGGCGAUCUUCCCUCAACAAUCGACGCAUUGGAGCUUUCCUCCAUAGCAGUAUCAGCUGCGGUGGUUGGACGUAUGAUCCAGAAUACAAAUCUUGUCAGGGAAAGUCUUACUUACUACACCCUCGGGCUUCGCCAGCUACAGCGGGCUUUGAAUAAGGCCAAUCUUGCACAAGAAGAUGGUACCUUGGCAGCGUGCAUGGCAUUAUCUCUCUACGAAGCUCUUGAAUGUCCCAAUUCAGCAUCCAAGGGCUACUACGAGCACUGUAACGGCCUCAUGGCUUUAAUCCAAAUUCGAGGAGCUCAUGCGCACUCUUUGGGCGCGGGCCAUAAAUUAUUCCUCGGGGUUCGAAUCCCUGGUAUAUUGCAUGCAUUAAAUCACAACAGUUCCACCAUUCUCUCUGAGCCGAUCUGGAUGGAGCAACCGUGGUCCAUACUACCUAAGCUUCCGUUCGAUCGAGUUGCAGAUUGUCUAGCCAAGGCCCCGGGCAUUCUGAACCGUGUACCUCUAUUAUUCAGCCUGGAUCCCAACCAACAACUUGAUCUGAUCCGCGAACUAGUAUACCAAUGUUUGGAAAUUGACAUGGCACUGAAGCAAAUUGAUGAUGACCUCCGACUUGCCACCUCAGGCGAUCUAUAUUGGCCAGUGUCGUCCAAAAUGAAGCUCAACCCGUUGGACGACAAUCAUUCUGGAUCGAAUUAUUUCCCUAUCACGUUCAAUUUUAUCGACCUAGAAAUUGCUAAAACACUAAUCCUACUUUGGGCAACAUGGACAAUGCUUUGGUCUGGUCUCUGCAACUUGUACCAGCACUUCGACAUAAUCGCUGCCGCCGGGGGUUUGUAA
Penicillium macrosclerotiorum is the source of this 978-nucleotide messenger RNA. RefSeq lists its product as uncharacterized. The coding region runs from base 1 to 978 and encodes 325 amino acids. Lineage: Eukaryota; Fungi; Ascomycota; Eurotiomycetes; Eurotiales; Aspergillaceae. The transcript is spliced from 3 exons. The record is from RefSeq and is a predicted model, not a curated record.